AUGGCUACCGACUACAGCUCGUUGAAGGUUCCCGAGCUCAAGAAGCUUCUCCAGGAGAGAAGCCUUCCCGCAACAGGCAACAAGCUCGACCUGGUCAAUCGCCUCAAGGAAAACGAUGCGCAAUCCGCACCCGCCGCCGCCGAGGAGGAUGAAAUCGAUUAUAGUGACGACGAGCCUACCGUGCCCACCAAGGCCGCCGAAGCCCCCAAGCCCGCCGCUGAAGCUGCCCCGGCUACUGAGGAACCUAAGCCUGCCGCUGCUCCUGCUGUAGCUGAGCCUGCCGCCCCCGCCACUGAAGCCGCGACUGCGCCUGCUGCGGAGACGACCGCGGAAGAGGAGAAGAAGACAGAGGAGACUGCAGAGGCUGCCGACGCCGCGCCAAAGGAGGACUUUGCUCUCAACCUGGAUGCGACCGACGCCGCAGCGGAAGCCAAGAAGCGCGCCGACCGCGCCAAGCGAUUCGGCAUCGACGAGGAUGAGGAGGCCAAGAAGAAGGCUGACCGCGCGAAGAAGUUUGGCGUCGAGGUUGGCAGUGUCGCCGGUCUCGACUCUGCGCUUCCCGAGAGACGUCCCAAGCGCGGCCGUCCUGAGCGUUCCGACGAGCAGGCCGGACGCGAUGCUAAGCGACAGAGCACCGACGGCCGUGGACCCCGCGGUCGCGGCGGCAGGAACAACAGAGAUGGCGGACGCCCUGGAGGCCGCCGCCAAGGUGGUGGUGGUCGCGAGGGCGGCGGCGAACGCGACACCAGGCGCAGCGCUGCCAUCGACCCUGCCGAGAAGGCGAGACAGGAAGCGAGAGCGAAGCGCUUUGCCAACUAG
This is a messenger RNA of Colletotrichum abscissum, 819 nucleotides long. RefSeq lists its product as uncharacterized. Lineage: Eukaryota; Fungi; Ascomycota; Sordariomycetes; Glomerellales; Glomerellaceae. The transcript has 2 exons. The coding region runs from base 1 to 819 and encodes 272 amino acids. Gene Ontology annotation, cellular component: nucleus. Gene Ontology annotation, biological process: poly(A)+ mRNA export from nucleus. The record is from RefSeq and is a predicted model, not a curated record.